This is a messenger RNA of Leopardus geoffroyi (Geoffroy's cat), 5252 nucleotides long. RefSeq names its product kinesin family member 24 (gene KIF24). Lineage: Eukaryota; Metazoa; Chordata; Mammalia; Carnivora; Felidae. The transcript has 14 exons. Gene Ontology annotation, biological process: microtubule-based movement. Bases 149 to 4432 code for a protein of 1427 amino acids. The record is from RefSeq and is a predicted model, not a curated record. Gene Ontology annotation, molecular function: microtubule motor activity; ATP binding; microtubule binding.
UAGAACGUCGCGAGAUCUUCACUCAAACUGUAUGGUUGGUUGAAAGACGCAAAGUGAGGGUUACGCCCACUGCUUCCUCCGUUCACUGAUUGGUCUUCUAGAGGAAAAGGGAUUAACGUCAACGAGUUCCGCGAAUGCCCAUUGGUAGAUGGUGCGGCCCUGUAGGCGCGCGGGCGCCGGCGCGGGCGUUCGAACGCGGGGUUGGCGACGUUACCAUGGCGAUGCGGCCUGGCCGGAGCAGCAAAAGCCGCAUCAUUCCUUUAGAAAUAAUUCCUGGUGCCAAUGUGGCAACAGUUCCCAAAAGGAUGUAGCCUUGGAAGUUAUAGAAACUCAUUCACAAAAAAUGACAUCUUGGUUGUAUGAAUGUCUUUGUGAAGCUGAACUUGCACAGUAUUAUCCUCAUUUUACUGCCCUUGGUCUUCAAAAAAUAGAUGAAUUAGCCAAGGUUACAAUGAAGGACUAUUCCAAAUUGGGAGUCCAUGACAUGAAUGACCGCAAACGUCUCUUCCAACUUAUCAAAAUCAUUAAGAUUAUGCAGGAAGAAGAUAAAGCAGUCAGUAGCCCAGAGCAUCCUCUUCAGACAAACAGCCUGUACAUUAAGCCUCAGGAAUCCAGAUCUGGCCCUCGCAGACAACUGCAUUUUGAUUCUCCUGCUGACAACAAAGACAGAACUACCAGCAACAACGGGCUUGAAAUGUGCAGGUUAUCAGAUUCUUCUGUAAACAAACAGAAGUCUAGUUACCUAAAAGUGCUCCAACGCAUGCUGCCGGCUGAUUCCCAACACCAUACAAAAACAAGAAUUCGGAAUGCCACAGCUGCUGGUUCCUAUGUACAAACAGAAACUAACACUUCACUCUUUUCAUCAAAUCACUUUUCUCCAAUACUGGGGGAUUAUGAUAUUCCCGUUAUUGAAAGAGUCCCUCAUGUUUCAGAGUAUAACUAUGGAAUCCCUCAGUCCUGUAUCAGACAGAACACCUCAGAGAAAGAGAAUCCUUGGACUGAGAUGGAGAAAAUCAGAGUUUGUGUUCGAAAACGCCCUUUGGGCAUGAGGGAGGUACGUCGUGGAGAAAUUAAUAUUAUUACUGUAGAAGACAAAGAAACUCUACUUGUUCAUGAGAAGAAAGAAGCAGUUGACCUCACACAAUAUAUUCUGCAGCAUGUUUUUUAUUUUGAUGAAGUCUUUGGUGAAGCAUGCACCAACCGGGAUGUAUACAUGAAGACUACUCACCCACUCAUUCAGCAUAUUUUCAAUGGAGGGAAUGCCACUUGCUUCGCAUAUGGACAGACAGGUGCUGGGAAGACCUACACCAUGAUAGGAACUCAUCAGAACCCAGGACUCUAUGCUCUGGCUGCCAAAGAGAUCUUCAGGCAACUAGAAGUGUCCCAGCCAAAAAGGCACCUCUUUGUGUGGAUCAGCUUCUAUGAAAUCUACUGUGGACAGCUUUAUGACCUCUUAAAUAGAAGAAAAAGGCUCUUUGCAAGAGAAGAUAGCAACCACGUGGUACAGAUAGUGGGACUGCAAGAGCUUCAGGUGGACAGUGUGGAGCUCCUCUUAGAGGUGAUUCUGAAAGGCAGCAAGGAGCGCAGCACUGGGGCCACUGGAGUUAAUGCAGACUCCUCCCGCUCCCAUGCUAUCAUCCAAAUUCAGAUCAAAGAUUCAGCCAAGAGGACAUUUGGCAGGAUCUCUUUUAUUGACUUGGCUGGCAGUGAAAGAGCAGCAGACGCCAGAGACUCAGAUAGACAGACAAAGAUGGAAGGUGCAGAAAUAAACCAGAGUCUUCUGGCUCUGAAGGAAUGUAUCCGAGCAUUGGAUCAGGAACACAGCCACACUCCCUUCAGGCAAAGCAAAUUAACUCAGGUCCUGAAGGAUUCUUUCAUCGGUGAUGCCAAAACAUGCAUGAUUGCCAACAUCUCGCCAAGCCACGUGGCCACUGAACACACUCUGAAUACCUUGCGUUAUGCUGACCGGGUCAAAGAACUAAAGAAAGGCAUUAAAUGUUGUGCUUCAGCUACCAGUCAAAAUCGGACCUCUGGAAACUCUUCUCCAAAACGAAUCCAGAGCUCCCCUGUGGCCCUGCCAGGGGAUAAGUGUUCUCCCAAAAAAGUCAAGCUGGGACUUCAACAGUCAUUCGCAGCAGCUCCCGGUUCCAUGAGAGGGAAGGCUCAUCCUCUGGCAAACCGCCCACCCAAUAUCCCUUUUGCUCCUGUACCUAAAGUUCCCAGUAAAAGGGGUGGAUCCAGAGGGAGUCUUCACCAAGAGUGGGUCAUUCAGACUAGCCCUGUGAAGGGAGCCACAAGGUCUGGACAUUCAGUCAAAAAAAGAGAAGAGUCUGCCUCAUUGUGCUCUGAGAAAAUUCAAAUGAGCCACAAAGCUGCCCACAGAUGGGGAAGCAGGACCCCUGGCCCAGGAGAAGGCCCGGUGCAUGGCAAACUGCCCUCCAAGUGCAAGAAAGUGCAGACUGUGCAGCCAGUGCAGAAGCAGCUUGUGUCACGAGUUGAGCUCUCCGCUGGCAACCUCCACCACUUAGCAGAAUACAGUCAGGGCAGCAAGGGGAGCACACCUGCCAGGUCUGCCUCUGAAGCUUGGACAGACAUCCCUCCACACCAGAAGGACAGGGAGGAACAUUUGCGCUUUUAUCACCAGCAGUUCCAGCAGCCGCCUCUCCUCCAGCAGAAGUUAAAGUACCAACCACUGGAAAGGUUUUUAUGCCAGUACAGGCCCCUAGAGGGGCAGCUCCAGAAGGAGACCCCUCCUCCCUUCUGUUCUUACUCUGAGAGCCAGGAUGGAGCCCAAACUGAGGACCUUGAUGACAGCGAUUUCAGUGAAGAUUCUUUUUCACAUGUCUCCAGUCAGAGAACCACAAAGCAGAGAAACACCCUAGAGAAUAGCGAAGGUUCAUUCUUCCUUCAUCAGAGGGAACAAGGACCUGAGGAGCAGGUGGCUGAAAGGCAGCGAAGUCUGCUUUUUAACCCCAGGACAGAUGGUGAUGAGAAGUGUCUAACUGGAAGCUGGAUGUACUCCAGGGACCCCACAAGCCACAGAAGAGCAGCACUUAAUCGUGGCCACAGCCCAAGUAAGUUACCUUUGGACUGGAGCAGAGAGGAGGACUCUACCUCCUCAGCACCUUCUCCCAGAGACAACCUGGCAGAGAAGCCUUACUGCUCACAGGUAGAGUUUGUAUAUGGCCAGAAAAGAGGUGGCAGCCCAGCCUUUGAUCUCAGACAGAAUGCCUUCAGAAGUGAGGUUCCUGGGCAGGCCGAGGGUACUUCACCAUCCCUGGAGGCAGAUGGUUUCAUUUUCUCACUAUCCCACAUUGCAGUUGCAAGAUCUCCAGACCAAAGAGACACAGUCAGUACACCUCUGAAAGAAGUCAGACAAGACAGCCCAACAGCAAAGAACAGUUACGCAUACCAAGACGACGACUCUAAAGGGGAAUCAGGCACAUGCUCUGAAUAUGCUUCUGGAGUGAUGGCUCCCCUCACUGUGUCCCUCCUGGAGAACACAGACAAUGAGGGCUCUCUUUCCUUGGAGCAGCUGGCCCAGGAUGGGCCUGUGCAUAGUCUAGCGGCAGUGGACACAGGGGGACCAGCUGUGGACCACACACUGUCAUCUGAUGAUCAAAAGGCACUUCUGCCAAUCUCUUCGGCAACUGGGCACCUGUGGCUCUCAUCAUCUCCCCCUGACAAUAAGCCUAGUGGUGGUCUUCCAGCUCUGUCCCCAUCACCCAUCCGUCAGCAGCCCCCGGACAAGCUACCCACAAGUGAGGCCAACCUAGGAGGGGUCUGCGAGAGCACAGAGACUGCUCUCUUCUCCCAGGAACAUGUGGGUAGCCAGCAGUAUGAUGCUGAUGCUAAGGACACAGAGCUGAACAGCUCCCAAGGUUUCCCAGGAAAGCCCUUCCCCACCAUACAUACUGGAGGACCCCACCCUGGGCCUAUAUUCACCCCACAAACAGAAAGUAGUGAUAUGGCUGACCAGCCCUGGGCCCAGGAAAGAAAACAUCCAACAGGUCUUGGUUGGCAGGAGCUGAGUUUGUCCACAGACCCCAUCAAGUUGUCCUGCUCCAACACAGACGUCGUAUGGCUCAAAUACAGGCUGAUCCCAAGAUGCUUAGCAAGGCCAGGCUCUCCCCUGAUCCCCAGCUGCUCUCCAGAGACGGCAGGAAAAGUCCAUCAGCUCACCCUGGGGCAUGCACAGCAGGUGGUCAUCCGAGCACACCAGGAACAGCUGGAUGAAAUGGCAAAACUGGGCUUCAAGGAGGAGACCCUAAUGAGCCAGUUGGCUCUUAAUGAUUUUGAAGAUUUUGUGACCCAGCUGGAUGAAAUCAUGGCUCUGAAAUCCAAGUGCAUCCAGAGUCUGAGGAGCCAGCUUCAGCUAUAUCUGGCCUGCCACAGGCCAGCCACCACCCCUGAGAGAACAAUGGUGUCUUAGAGUAAGACCCAGUAUGAAGUGAUGGCAGCUCAGGAGCCUGUGCUGAAGGGGCCUCUGCCAGGUCCUCCCUGCAGAUACCAGACCCACUCCCUGAUCCUUCUCAGGCUACCCUUUCCCUAGCCACACAUGGCCUUGACUGGGCCCCAGCUCCUCUCUCAGGACCAAGACUCUGUCCCUCAAUUUCAACCACAAGGCCAUCUGUAAGGAAGGACAGAGCAGCCUAAAAAAAAACAAUUAUGGCCCUCCCUUUUCUUUGGAGCUAGAAGAGAAUUUGUCUUACUGACCUCUUGUCUGGAAACACAUUUGGGUCUAAUAACCUUGUAGAUGUUUCUGAAUUUAAGGCUCAGAAGAUGAGGUCAGUGGUAAUGUAAAUGCCAAAGGCCACAAGCUGGAGAAGAAACCAUGCUGAACUCAGGGGCUUUGUUAGAUGAAUUCUGUUCUUCAAGACUUAGCUGAAAACUAAAACACUGGUGGCUUGUAGUGGGGGCUGGGUGAGCUCUGCCCCAUCAGCCCUUGGAGACUGGUUUGGGCUUUAGGUUGCAUACGUGGGACAGGCUUUAUACCCCCAGUUCCCCUCCCUUCCUGCAAUCCAGACACAGAAGGGAGUGUUCAUAUUACUGCAUUAUUCUUUUCCCAUUUCUGCUUAUGCUGGGAUGACUGGCCUAUUAUAAGCCCUAACAGCACCCAUGCUCCUGUGGCAGGCAGUGCCUGGCUCCUGAGUCCUCACCUGUCACGCCCUCUCAUGGCAAAGUUGAAGGGGAGGAUCUCAGGCAAGUCCAUCUCCUAGUGUUAACUUUAACAUGACCCUGACUGUCCACUA